Messenger RNA from Sphaeroforma arctica JP610, 228 nucleotides. RefSeq lists its product as hypothetical. The record is from RefSeq and is a predicted model, not a curated record. Gene Ontology annotation, molecular function: cysteine-type deubiquitinase activity. The annotation marks the transcript as partial. Lineage: Eukaryota; Ichthyosporea; Ichthyophonida. The transcript has a single exon. Gene Ontology annotation, biological process: protein deubiquitination.
GACGCUGAGCGUAGGACAACUAUUCGCUCUCUGCCGCCAGUGCUGCAUCUGCAGAUCAUGCGGUUUGUCUACGACCCGAUCAUCGGCGAGAAGCGCAAAGUGUUCACCAAAUUGGACUUCCCGGAUGUCCUGGAUAUGUCCAGUCUCAUCCCUGAACUAGACAAAGGUAGGCUCAGGCAUGGGCAGGGAUAUUGGAUUGGGGUGCUUUGUAUAAAGGGUUUAGUGUGA